This is a messenger RNA of Cololabis saira (Pacific saury), 3235 nucleotides long. It is a transcript of the gene fam49al, whose product is annotated as family with sequence similarity 49 member A, like. The record is from RefSeq and is a predicted model, not a curated record. NCBI's taxonomy places the organism in Eukaryota, Metazoa, Chordata, Actinopteri, Beloniformes, Belonidae. The transcript is spliced from 13 exons. The coding region runs from base 520 to 1494 and encodes 324 amino acids. Gene Ontology annotation, biological process: regulation of actin filament polymerization. Gene Ontology annotation, molecular function: small GTPase binding.
CUUUAGUGCAGAGACGAGUGAGGAAGAGGGAGGGCUGCGUGGCGCGAGGCAGUGCGUGUGCUCAGUGUUUAGGUGAAUCCACAGCCCUCUGGCUCACAAGGAUAAAGGAUUCUCACAGAGCAGCAACUCAGAGACUGUUUUCCUCCUCUUCUGCAAGCAUCCUCUCUUCUCCUUCCUCUUGCUUCACUUGACCGCCACUGUGUGUGUUUUGUUUAUUUCCACCCCCCCCCAACCCCCCUUUUUUGUUCCUCGCAUCCAUCUCUGCUUCGCCUCGCUCCAGAGAGAAGCGGGAAGAGCAGAUUCAGAGACAUCAUCCCCUCGUCCCGCAUGCCCGGCUGGUGUCGAGUGCUGAUGCUGUAACCACUGUGUGGAGCUGACAAGCCCUGGUUGAUGCAGUGAAGUGUUCGAGUGGGAUAGGAACAAGCGAAGAAGGUCGCCAGCCAUGGGGAACCUCAUUAAGGUCCUUGGCAAGGAUUUAGAGAACUGUCCACAUUUUUUCCUGGAUUUUGAAAGGGGCUCAUGGGAAACCUCCUGAAAGUGCUGGCUUGCGCCGAACUUGAGCAUGGCCCAAUAGUUUUCCUUGACUUUGAACAUGCCCAGCCCACGGAGGCGGAGACGGCCGUGUGGAACCAGGUCAGCGCCGUGCUGGAGGAGGCUCACGGCAUCCUGGCCGAGCUGCAGUCCUACAACGGCGCGGGGCAGGAGAUACGAGAAGCCAUCCAGAACCCAGGCGACCUCGCUCUCCAGGAGAAGGCCUGGAACGCCGUCUGUCCCCUGGUCGCCAAGCUGAAGAGGUUCUACGAGUUCUCCCUCCGACUGGAGAAUGCCCUGCGCAGCCUGCUGGAGGCGCUGACGAGCCCGCCUUAUGCUCCCAUGCAGCACCUGGAGCGAGAGCAGGCCCUGGCCAAACAGUUUGCUGAGAUCCUGCAUUUUACACUCAGCUUUGAUGAGUUAAAGAUGACAAAUCCAGCCAUUCAGAAUGACUUCAGCUACUACAGGAGGACUAUAAGUAGGAACAGGCUGAACAACCAGCAGCUGGAAGCAGAGAAUGAGGUGAACAAUGAGAUGGCCAAUCGAAUGUCCCUGUUCUACGCCGAAGCAACACCGAUGCUGAAGACGCUGAGCAACGCCACCACCAAGUUUGUUUCAGAGAAUAAGACCCUCCCCAUAGAGGACACCACAGACUGCCUGAGCACCAUGGCCUGCGUGUGUCGUGUUAUGCUGGAGACUCCGGAAUACCGCUGCCGGUUCACCAACACAGACACCAUGCUGUUCUGCAUGAGGGUGAUGGUGGGCGUCAUCAUCCUGUACGACCACGUCCACCCCGUGGGGGCUUUCGCCAAGACCUCCAAAAUUGAUAUGAAGGGCUGCAUCAAAGUGCUGAAAGAGCAACCGUCCAACAGCGUGGAGGGACUUCUGAACGCACUGAGGUACACAACACGGCAUCUAAAUGAUGACAGCACCUCCAAACAAAUCAGAGCCCUGCUGCAAUGAAAGAAAGAGGGGAGGGGGAGAAAAGUGGGAGUGCACUGGAAGGAGGAGGCGAGAAGUCGGAGACGAGGAAACAAACCUGUUUGUUUACAGCAAACAAAAUAAAUAAUUUCCAGGCGAAGAGUGACCUGAUGAUAACAAGAAGAGGAAUUUAAUUAUAUAUAUUGUCAGCUGUUCUUCAUUCUGUCUCUCAUUUUGUAAAGUAAGAAAAGAGAAAAAAAGCCUGAAAAGAAGAUAUAGAUAUAUAUUAAAGAAGCGAAACACAAGCAGCAGAUUAAGAGUAGGUAGGAUACAGGAGGAAGCUAUGUUGGAAAAUGUUAAGGUCAGAACCAAAAUGUACAAAAAAAGGGUACAUGUUCCAGCAGUAGUCUGACAAGUAUUUUUGCACACACUUUGAAAACAAAUGCCAUCUCCUUUCCCUCUGAAAUCUGACCCUAAACCAGUUCCCUGAACCCUUCUCAAUCCUCCCUGUCUCACACACACAUUCAGCUGAGGCCGUUGAGGCUGCACAGACGGCGGCGUUGCCUCUCAGUCUGAGCCCACUGGUCGGGUGAGUCACGAAGCAAUGUGAUGGACCAAGUCCGGAGAUUUGCUUCCACCUGCGUCACUUCUUUUUUACAUCGGUGCAGCUGGGAGACAGGAUGAAAGGAAAGGAGUGGCUUUUUUUUAGGAAGCCUCUGUUUUUACCCUGACUUCUUCAUUGCUCUCCAUCUUCCCACUCAUCCACCCAUCCACUUGAUUUGUGGUUUUUCCUUGGCACAACAACGCAAAGAUCCACCCAUGCAGUCUGCCCUGACGUCAUAGUUCCAGCACAAAACCUAUGUAAGAUGCCUGGCUUUACUUGAACAGUGUCCUACUUUUUUGCAUCUGUCUCUCUCCAUGGUGCUGAUUUGGUUAAGAUUUCUAGUUUCUUAGAUACCAUUUGGCUGUUGCCAAAAGCAAGAAGGAAGGAAAAAAUCAUCAAUCAUUUUUUUUCUUUUCUUUUCUUUUCUCAAAUGCUGCAUCAACUCAGCUAUCAGCUACUCUCUGUUUUCAGAUAAGUCCAAAAACAGGGACAAAGGUCCAAAAGAGGCAUUGUGGGACACUACAGCAACCUUUACUUGUUCACCCAGUGCCAAAGCCCAGUAGAUCAUGCUCUUUUUACUUUAUCAAGCAAGUGUACAAGGGUUCUUUUAAGUUCUGUAUCACUGAUCAUUUUUUAGUAUAUGCGAGGUCAAGAAACUAUGAAUUGACACAUGAGAGCAGUCGGGCGGAGACACGGGCAGUUUAAGAGAUAUCUGAGAGUCCUAAUGCAUGAGCCUUCUCUCAACUACAUGGUCUGCUUGGAUCCUCAAGGAAAAAAAACACAACCACCAUCAUUCAAGGAUACCUUUUUUUUUGAGCAGGAGACUGAUUAAGUCAUAAAACUUAAAUAAAAAAUCAAAAAGGAGAUUACAAAGAAGUGCUGUACCUUGGAUGUCUAUAGACCUUAGCCUAAGUUAAUUUGGUCUUAUAAUAUAUUUUCUAUACAGGGGUAUGUGCACAAACAUAUUCUGUAUAAAUACAUAGAUGGCAUGCUGUAAAAGUUCUGACGGAAGUGUGUAAAUAAGGUGUUUUUAUUCAUUUUUAAUCGUUCAGUGAUGCUGAAAUUGGGUAUGUGUCGUCUCUCAGAAUUCCCAUGCGUUUGGCUUGGACCAUCGGACUUGCUGUAGUCAUAGGUUUCAGAAAUUCAGCUUCAUUAUGGCAAAUGAACCAGAGGGAGGGG